Peronospora farinosa is the source of this 2409-nucleotide messenger RNA. NCBI's taxonomy places the organism in Eukaryota, Oomycota, Peronosporomycetes, Peronosporales, Peronosporaceae. The record is from the annotation of a GenBank genome assembly.
AUGCAGCGUCGAGAGCUACGAGAAGUGGUCUCUCUGUUGCAGCGGCUAAACGAUUGCGUAAGUAUUUCAGCACGUCGUAUGUAUACACAACAGGUGACGCUUACUGAGAUGCUACAGUGUUCACUUUCUGACACUCGUCGACUAUUACCCGAGCUCUGCCUCUUUGUGGACUCGCUCCUGCCAAGAACUUUCACUUCAAAUAACAAGAGCAUUGGUGCUCCACCAUCAUCGCUAGUGCGACACGCUUUCCAUCAUCCAGAAGCUCAGUGGUUGAGUCGUAGUGCUCGACAGAGCGGCAUCUCGGCGCUGCUAUGCCAGCAACUGGUGCGACUUGCACGACAGGACAGUGACAAUGGCGUUCAGGAUUACAAUAAAACAAUAUAUUCCUCGGCAGCAGAGCUCAUUAUGCACAUACUGCUUGAUGCAUUGCUGUCACCAUGUGCCCGGAGACUCGGACAAGCUCCUGACGCCUGUAGAUGGAACCCGCUGCAGCACAAACCCAGAUUCCAUGCCAUGACGUGCUUCCCAGUGUGGUCAUCCCUGAUGCCGUUUGCAGCACUGAUUGGAAUUCAAUUCCCGGACGUGUUUCAACAAGUGAUGAAGGAACAUCGAUGCUUGGAAAGAACAAUCCAUCGAGUGAAUUGUGAUUUUGCACUGGUAACAGGCAUCUGGAGACUUGUGGAAGAGUUGGAUCGAGGUGACAAGGAGAAACAGAGAGCGGUGUCGGACGUGAUGGUAAGUUUGCUAAGCUUUGCAAGUGAUAGAAUGCUACUCUGUUGCAAAAAUGCGAAAGACGACAAAAUGUCGGUACACUCGCACCUUGAUGACCAACUACUAGAAAAGUUUUUCACUGGGAUGCAAAAGUUCUCGUUCAAAAGUCGGCGAGCUGAUGAGAUACUCAAGCAGACGAUUUUUGGUACACUACAGGAAGCAUUGGGUCGUACAGCAUGUGGAGCACAGAUCGGAGCUGUGCCACAACGAGUUGUCGUUUUCACAACUGCUGGGUGCAUGCUCGUGAAAGACCUUGCAGUUGAUAUUGUUUCGAUGGUGAUGAAGCAGAUCAAUGAUCUGGAUACGUUAAGCGAGAGAGGUCAACACCCUCUGCUGACGUUUCUUGUGGGUUUCUGUGCUCAUGUCGACUUGGUGCGUCUUCCAUCGGUGCUCGAGGUACUCAAAAUGCUUGUGACAUCGUACAAGGCAGCAGCUCAUCAUGCUGUCAACCCUGAACAUCAGAGACAGCGGCAGCGCGAGCUGGUAUUUUAUAUCGUGUAUGUGACGUUGCUUCGAAGCGAAAGUGUCGACAGCUUACGUCAAGAAGUCAGCUCCGAUGCAGCGGCAAUAUUAGAGCUCUUGAAGCAGUUUCAGAUGCAGCUUUGCAGUGAAAUAGCUUACAAGGACUUCCAAUUCGCUGCCCCUGUGCAUUGGAUGGCUCGGGUUUGGAAACAUUGGGUCUUCCUGUCAGACGAAGAUGUACAAUCCUUUGUGUCCGAAGCUCAAGAAAAUGAUACGGAUACCGAGCAAGAGUUUAAGAAACGAAUGACAACGUGGCAAGCGCGGGAAGCGCUGAUCGCUUUCAAACUGCCGUCAUUUUUGCGGUUUCCGCAGAUGAAAACUUUGGUGAACCCGCACUUGAUAUCUUCACCGCUCGCAGACCUGAAUGAUGAACACGGACUAAUUAUUCGAGGACAAAAGCGUCGGCGGACAGAAAAAAUGUCGACGACGAACAACAAUCCCGAGCAGCUAGAGCGUUCGUUUGAUGUGCUGCUGCUACCGGAUGUAAUGGAACGAGUUUGCUCCUUUAUGAGUGCAAAGCGACUUUGCCGAAUGACCCUCGUGUGCCGAGAUUUUGCAAAGCUAAGCCACAGCGCGUCACUGUGGCGCCAAUUGUAUUUACGAAUCGGGUCUCCUAUCGGUAAGAAGCAAAGCGUUUUACCUGCUUCGCCAGUAGAAUGCCGCCACGGUGACAGCUACAAGCACAACUGGCGUCAAAUGUAUCAGGAGCGGUGGAUAGUGCUGCGAAGACUGCGUCGUAUGCAGCGUCGCGCGAUCGAAGCGGUGCAAUUAAGCGGCGAGGCUUUUUCGUCCAACAACCGCAUCGCGACGUUCAUCCCACAGAUGUGCACGUAUUGCGGCUGCAAUCAGGUAUUUAAAUCUGCAAGCGAACAUAAAGUCCAUGAAGCAAAACACAAGCGAUUUACGUGCACGGAAUUCUCUUGUCAAGCAUCAUUCAUUGGUCUGCACAAGUUUAACCAGCACAUGAAGGAACACGCGACUAAAAGUACCGUCCCGUCAACUACCACUUGUCGUCUCGUAUGUGGCUACAACGGUUGUAAGAAAAGUUAUAUGUCAGCCAAGCGAAUGACUACUCACCGUCAAAAAGCAAAUCACUUCGACAGAAGAAAAGCUUAA